GGCAUUUCUGUCAUCUUCACAGAGUGAACAUGUGUCUGUCCCAAAUGUGCUGAGCUGUGGGCACUUUGCCUUCUGCCUUUUUAUGGAACGUAAACAGUGAUGGAGGCCGAGGCUGCGUAUGACUGCUGGAGUCGUUUUCUACACGUAUCCUGAAUAUUAGGGACAGCUGAGAGGAGGAGGGGUUAAGACAGCCAUGCCGGUACUGGAGGUGAUCUGCAGCCUCAUUGGCUGGUUCUGUCUCUACCAGUUGUUCUGCUGUACCUUCACUCAGCGGGGGCCCGAGUGGAACUGCCGGCUGGUCACUUUGUCCCAUGGCGUCCUCAUAGUGCUGUUGACAGCAUAUGUGCUCUUCAUAGAUGGACCCUGGCCUUUCACACAUGCAGGAACAGAAAACACUGAGCUCCAGACCUUCUCCCUGUGUGUCUGCCUCGGCUACUUCUUCUUCGAUAUGGCCUGGUGUGUGUGCUACCACACCGAGGGCCCCGUCAUGCUGGCACACCACGCUGCGAGCAUCGUGGGCAUCCUCCUUGCUCUGUUCAUGGGGGUGUCAGGCUGCGAGACUUGCGGGGUCAUCUUUGGCAGCGAGAUCACCAACCCCCUGCUGCAGACCCGCUGGUUCCUGCGGCAGCUGGGCCUGUAUGACAGCCUGCUGGGCGACGCCGUGGACUUGCUUUUUAUCUUACUGUUCGCCACCGUGCGCGUGGGAGUUGGCACAGUCAUGUUUUACUGUGAGCUAACCUCUCCCAGGACCACACUGAUCAUGAAGCUUGGUGGCGUGGUCAUGUAUGGACUCGCCUGGGUGUUCAUGGUGGACAUCGCCAAGUUUGGCUACAAGAAAAGUAGAGCUAAGUAUAAAAGGUGGCGAGAGAACCACAAGCUGAAGGAAAUCAGCUCAGAAAAACUGGACGGACAUUCAGACAAAAGUGACUGAAGGGUAAGAGAGACAAAGGCUUUUAAAAUGUGUGUGCUGCCUCCAAGCUUCUGUAGUUCUAAAGGUGCUGUGGCAUCAGUACAUCAGUUAUACAUAUUGAAUUAUAUGUACAACAACCCUGAUUCCAAGAAGGUUUGGAGAAAUCAUAAAUCCUUUUUAGAAGGAGCAGAUGUUACCUUAAGCUAGCUCGGGCCAUGUUAAAGUGAACAGUAUUUUACUGGAGCAAGGUGAGCUAAUUGUUAGCGUGCUCGGUUGCUUUGAGAUGGUUGUCAGAGAUGGCAGAGGUAUGAUCACAUAAUCCUGUUUGAGCUAUAACAGGUGGUGUGUUCCACGUUUUAUUUCCCAAUCGCUCUUGGAAAGAAAAAUAGAGAACUGUAAACAAACUGUCACCAUUGGAAAUCACCAGUUUCGGUUCAACACCGGAAGCUGCACACAUAAUUCACGCAAGGCAUCAUGGGGACUAGGGAUAAUUUUCAUGUAGCUACCAUAUUUUUAACUUAACCUCAGUCCACCAAACCUGUGUUCACUUUUAUUUUACAAUAAAAAUGUUUUCAGCUGCACCUCAAUGAUCUGCUACAAACUGUGUGAUGUAUAAAAGGAGUGAGAAAGUUCAUAUGUCAAAAUAAAGCUUUGGUGGAAAAAAAUGUUUUGUAUUAAAAUAAUAGAAGUGACCAAAUGUUGCAGUUUGUUACUUAGUUUAGUUACUGUAUUCAAUCCCACAUAUACCAGCUUUCUGCAGUAACCUGUGGUUCCCAACUUUUUUUGGCUUGUUACCUUUUGAAACAAUUCAACUCAAAGACCCUCAUCAAAGUUUGCAUGUCUGUAAUUAAAUCAAAGAGGGAUUGUCACCUUCUACUGUUGUUUAACUUCACUUUAAGCGGCCUGGGGCCUCAUCACAGAAAAAUAUCUUUACUCAUCCUCUUAUCUGAAGUUUCAAAGAUAGGAUAAAUCAUGUCUUCCUAUUACACAAGCAAUUUUUUAAUCCAUGGCUGUGUCCUGUCCUGUCUUAGAUGUCUUUUUUUUUAUCUUAACUUCAAAAAUUCAAACUGUAAAUUUGAUUCACCCGUCCUGUCAUGCCUGUAUAUCUAUGUUUAGAUUGUACUGGUAGGCUACUUGAGAUGGAUGAACCAUAAUACUGUAUCAAUAGCUCUCACUGGUCACUGGCCAGCUAGACUGCUACCACAAAAAAGACAGGCGUUCGAUUUUAGCAAUGGGAAGUUGGAGGCACUAAUCAAUUCAGACCUGCUUCUCUGCUGGGUUUAAGGCAGCUGGUAGUCGGUAGGAAAGUAGAUCUACGUACCAGGUAUUUUGAAUUUUAGCCAUGUAGUUUUUUAACAUUUAUUUCGAAUGCAUUUUAAUAUUUUGUAAUAAAGUGUUUUUAAGAUUAUCCAUUUGUGUCUGCAGAGCAUCAGUGGUCCAUUAGCUGCUCUUGCUGUGGGACCGUUUACGUUGUUUGGUUUGGUAUUGUUCUUUGUCUAGUUCAGGCAAAAAAAAUGUGUGUUGCCCUCGAGGUGGACUCGUUUUCUUUCUUUAAAUUUUGUUUGUUUUAUCUGCCUGCUUCCCCCACUAAUUACGGGAGCGUAACUAUGUUCCCAGGGUUCUAUGUUCCCCACUUAACCCUGCAAAA
Messenger RNA from Epinephelus lanceolatus (giant grouper), 2558 nucleotides. RefSeq names its product TLC domain containing 5b (gene tlcd5b). NCBI's taxonomy places the organism in Eukaryota, Metazoa, Chordata, Actinopteri, Perciformes, Serranidae. Gene Ontology annotation, cellular component: membrane. The record is from RefSeq and is a predicted model, not a curated record.